Molecule: messenger RNA, 4392 nt
Organism: Pomacea canaliculata
Lineage: Eukaryota; Metazoa; Mollusca; Gastropoda; Architaenioglossa; Ampullariidae
Product: C-terminal-binding protein-like
Exons: 11
Coding region: 416-1762 (448 amino acids)
Molecular function (GO): NAD binding; oxidoreductase activity, acting on the CH-OH group of donors, NAD or NADP as acceptor; transcription corepressor activity
Source: RefSeq, a predicted model, not a curated record
CGAGAAAAUAGCGCCAUUGACCUGCCAAGUUCUCUUGGAGACCCUUAAAUUGUUGAAAUCUGGAUUGACUAUUACUUUAUAUUCAGAGCAUACGACUGUUAUUUAUAAUCAACCUAACAAAGUUAACUUUGUAAUCUGUUUAAUGCUGUCCUUUAGGUAAAACAUUGAUUCUUCUUUUGUGGUGCUUUUAAGUUUUUUGGUUGUGACUACACUUGGCGGCAGCCUUUGUCUUGGCUUCGGAUGAAAAUGACUUGGAUUAGCCAAAAUGAAUUCACCUCUUGAUAAGCGGUGGUACCUGACAUUGCAGGUGACAAGCUGAGUGGGACUUUUGUUACCACUCUUGAGGUUCAGGCUGUGUCCUGCGUUGGUCACAGCAGGAACCAGAUAAAUUCCAAAACAACUAGUCAAUCGUCCCAUGGACAAAAGGCGACCGCAGGACAUUCUCAUGCAGCAACCUGCCAAGAAAAAUAGAAUUGAUGCACCAAUGGCUAUCCGAGGACCUAUACCCAAUGGACCUAUGCACCCACGCCCUCUUGUGGCACUGUUGGAUGGGAGGGACUGUUCAGUUGAAAUGCCUAUCCUUAAAGAUGUAGCAACUGUUGCAUUUUGUGAUGCACAGUCAACACAGGAGAUCCAUGAAAAAGUAUUAAACGAAGCCGUAGGUGCUUUGAUGUGGCAUACAAUCACCUUAACCAAAGAAGAUCUGGACAAGUUCAAAAGUUUGAGGGUUAUCAUACGUAUUGGCAGCGGCUAUGAUAAUGUUGAUGUGAAGGCAGCUGGAGAGAUGGGCAUCGCUGUCUGCAAUGUGCCUGGCUAUGGCGUUGAAGAAGUGGCUGACUCGACAAUGUGUCUCAUCCUAAAUCUUUAUCGUCGCACUUAUUGGCUUGCAAACAUGGUACGCGAGGGCAAGAAGAUAAAUGGUCCAGAACAGUUACGAGAAGCUGCACAAGGUUCAGCGCGGAUUCGCGGUGACACACUAGGAAUUGUUGGUCUUGGUCGUGUUGGCACAGCUGUAGCUAUACGAGCGAAAGUUUUUGGGUUCAACAUUAUAUUUUACGAUCCUUACCUUGGAGAUGGCAUAGAAAAGUCACUUGGAAUCACUCGUGUGUACACUCUGCAAGAGCUACUUUUCCAAAGUGAUUGUGUUACACUUCACUGCAAUCUUAAUGAACAUAAUCAUCAUCUAAUCAACGACUACACAAUCAAACAGAUGAGACCAGGAGCAUUCCUGAUCAACACCGCUCGGGGAGGACUUGUCGAUGAGCAUGCUUUGGCUGCAGCACUCAAAGAUGGCCGCAUUCGGGCAGCCGCUUUGGAUGUUCAAGAAAAUGAACCAUUUAGCCUCGCCACAAGUCCAUUGAAAGAUUGUCCAAACCUCCUGAUCACCCCUCAUUCAGCCUUCUAUAGUGAACAAAGUGUUUCGGAAUUGAGAGAAAUGGCUGCAGGAGAAGUACGGCGUGCGAUCCUUGGCCGAAUCCCAGACAGCCUACGCAACUGUGUCAACAAGGAAUAUUUUACUCAAACCACAAACAAUGUUCGCUUUCCGUUUUCCCCGACUGCCUAUGCUGACACCAUCAACGGGGCAGGCUACACGGCCUUCAACCCAGCGGCGGCAGCAGCAGCGGCAGCAGUAGCCAUGGGCGUGCACUCAACCACCGACCUCCACCCAGUGGUGCCCCACUCUGCCCCCCUGACUGUGGCCCACAGUACCCAUGCUGAUGCCAAUCACCUCAAGGCGGAAAGCUCCGAACCAGGACACUAGCAACUCAGGAUCCAGACUUUGUCAUCUGAUCUUGGAAGUGCUGUGCAUGUUUGCCAGUCCAGAACCUUCACCAUAAGUUACAGAGUUUCACAACUUGGAAGCUUGUAGUGUCUAAGCUUUAAAAUACAGAGAUAAUGAAACCUCCAGUGUUAUGACUGGGACCAUGGCAUGGCACUCCAGAUGUAGAUAAACUUCCAGUUGAGCUUUACGGAGUGUGGUCUGUACCUUUGUCGUUUUUGUGAGUGCCUGUUCACCUGCUUCAUUCAAGUUGAUGGGUGGCAGACUAAAGCAGGACAUGAGACUGGAUUCGGAGGCAUUAUCAAACAAGCUAAAGCUGACCAUUGCAGAUUUUGUGUUAUUUUGCUUUUUUUUUUUUUUUUUUUUUUUUCAUAAGGAUGGAAGAUUUUUCUUUGCAGCCAGAAAGAUGCAAGUUUCCAGUCAGUUUUGUGUGUUGUCAAGUUAUUUGGGGCUUGAAAGGAGGCAACAUUGUUUUUCGCUUCUCAUUGAUUCAGGUUCUGGGGGGCCCAGCCAGCACCCUCGCUUUUUGUCAGCUCCUUGAAGACAUGGCUCAGGCAGGAUGGCUUGCUGAUUGCUUGACACCUUGCCAAAGGGCCGUAACUGAUCUGCAUGUUGUACUUAGCAUGUGGGAGAACAGUUGUGGUAGGCUUCCCACAAGCAGAGGACACAAUGAAAAGUGUGGACUGUGCUGCAUGCUGCAAGUGAAGCACAACCUGUUCUUCCUGACAGAUUUUGUAGCAUCUUUAAAAAAAAACUAAGGCCAGGAAAGUGUUGCAAGAUUUGAUAAGUAAAAACAAACUUUGAUCAAGGGUAAGUAAAAAGAAUCAUAUUUUUGGAAGAUAUCCUGUGUGAAAAGUAGCAUUUAGUUGGGUUUUCCCCCCUCCCCUACCCCAUCGUGUGCAAGGGUCCAAGUUUGUUAUGUAUUAGAGUUUGAGUGUGUCCAGCAUAAGAACCUUGAAUAGCGAUGUUGAACACCAGAAUCUUGGAAUGUGUUUUUAAAACAGAUGUUUUGGGAUUUUAUUGGAAAAUACGAUAAUGCAGAACAUGUGGAAACAUGGCCUGGCAAAGAAAAUUUUGAUCCAGUGUGAAGUUCUGGUGCUGAGAGAUACUUAAAAAAAUCAUCAAAAAGGUUGUACAUUAAUGCUUUAACAAUUACAUUUUUUGUUGUUCAUCUGAUUAAGUACAUUCUUUUAUAUAAACAGGAUCAUGGUAUCUGUGAAUGGCAUCUUAAAGAAGCAAGGAUUUUGUGUUGGUUUUUAAUUUUUUUUUUUUUCACUCUACCUGCUUUAUUAAGUGUUUUAUUGCAAGUAUUUGCAGCAAGUGCGUUCACAAUUUGAAGAGAAAACAUGGUCCAGAUACAAGAUGGCUGAUGAAUUUUUCUUUUGUAUCAGAUUUGAUAUUGUUAUCAAAAACAAGGACUUUUUUCCCAGUCAGAUUUUCACACAUUUAUCUGACUCAUAGGAUGUUAAUAAGUAAAGCAAAAAAAAUAAUCCCUAGACUUAAGUAUGUCAUUCUCUAAUUGUUGCACAUACUGCCAAUGGUGGAUGGAGAUGUGAAUGAAAUUUACUAGCAGUUCUGACUCUAGUACACAAUGUUUUGAUUCAACUCUGCCUUUUGUAAAUGCAUUUCGCUGCUUUCAGUUUCCCACUCUACUCCCCACCACAACUUGUUUUUGCUAUAUAGCCUUAGUUGCUGGCAUGGCAUAAAACACUAACAACUCAUUUUUGCUGUUGAAAAUAAGGCCUUCAAUAUGAAAAGUGUAGUUGGCAAACAUCUUUGGGUUGAUCAUCAGCGGUUUUUUUUUUUAACAGUAAUGUAGCAGUUCAUUGUUCUGAAAGUGGUUUCUUUGUACUAGCACAAGGCUAACAGUAAAGUUAUUAUUGUGUCCAUGGAAAAGUUAUCAUGCAUUAAUAGCAAAGUUUUGCAAACUCCAGCCGAAAAUUGUAUAGAUGGUUUGACAGAUGUUUUCAUCAUGCAGACUAUUUUUGAACUUGCGAUUUACAAGUUCAUGUAUGUAAAUAUCUGUGUCAGCAUAUAUGCUCUAAUUGCUACUGUUCCCCCUCCUCCCCUCUUUACCCAAUCAUUUGGAACAUGCUGCUCUCAUUCAUUUUGAAGUUGCAGAGAUAUUGACCUUAUCUUUUUCUUGUCACAAGUGACGUGUAUAGUGUGCUAUUCUGCACGCUUUGGCUGAAGAUGGAGAAAAUGUGCUCUUUUCCUUUGUAUGAGGACAAAAGCUUUUCUGAUUCUAUGCAUAGGGGUAUUGAGCCCACCCACUUUACCAUUUUGAAAAUGUACUUGUGUGUCAUCCCAUUCUACUCUUUAUCAUUUUUGUUUGUUUCUUCUUUUAUCUUGCAUCUAUAGGAUACUACAUCAUCUUAGAUUUCAUGUUUAGAUUUUAGCUUAGAUAUCCUAGUCAUUGUAUGCUGAUCUGAUCUGUUUUAAGUUUAAGAAAGUUGACUUUUGUUGGUCUUAUUUCUGUCUAUAUUUUACAUUUCUGCAUUUGCUAAUUAGUAUGGUGUAGCUUGUUUGUGUGAGAAGUAACCAUCUUCAUAAUCCAUGUUUCAGUUCUUUGGUAACCAUGGUAAAAAUAAAAAAACCUCAUGUCCUGGAAA